Penicillium subrubescens is the source of this 804-nucleotide messenger RNA. Its product is annotated as peroxidase family protein. NCBI's taxonomy places the organism in Eukaryota, Fungi, Ascomycota, Eurotiomycetes, Eurotiales, Aspergillaceae. The record is from RefSeq and is a predicted model, not a curated record. Gene Ontology annotation, molecular function: peroxidase activity. The transcript is spliced from 4 exons. Bases 1 to 804 code for a protein of 267 amino acids.
AUGAAGUCAAUCCUAUUACUAUCAGCCCUUUGCGCCAGGGCAUCUGCGUUUUCUAUUCCAGAUGGUCACCCCUUGGUUCAUUGGCGACCGGCUGGUCCGGGUGAUGUUCGGUCACCUUGUCCGAUGUUGAACGCUCUAGCCAACCAUGGCCUGCUCCCUCAUGACGGCAAAAACAUUACAGAAGAACAAACCGCCAAUGCCUUGAAACUUUCCAUCAACUUGAAUGAAGAUGUCGCCAAAUCCCAGUUCCAGGAGGCUUUGGCGACGAAUCCGACUCCCGGUGCUACGACAUUUUCUCUUGAUGACCUUAGUCGCCACAAUAUCAUAGAGCAUGAUGCGAGCUUGAGCCGACAAGACCAUUACUUCGGAGACGAUCAAAAUUUCAACCCAGUUAUCUUUGACCAGACCCGAUCCCAUUGGAAAGGCCUUUUCAUCAAUGUACAUGAAGCGGCGCUUGCUCGCAAGGCCCGUGUUGAGACAUCGAAUGCCACAAAUCCCGAAUUCACGCUGUCGAAGUCUGCUUUGACUCUUACGUACGGAGAAUCUGCUGUAUACAUUGUCACAUUCGGUGACAGGUCUGCCGGUACCGUGCGCAAGUCUUGGGUUGAGUAUUUCUUUGAGUUCGAACGACUCCCAACAGAGCUUGGUUGGACCAAACAUGAAGACGAAAUCACUUCCUCCGACCUGAACAGCAUGGCUCAGAGAGUCAUUGACGCCACAGAAAGCUCGGAUGAAGAGAAGCACAGUCUGUUGAGACGGAGAGACUUCCAUGCAGGUCAUACGGCGAGGAGACACCAUCAUUGA